This is a messenger RNA of Telopea speciosissima, 2125 nucleotides long. Its product is annotated as pentatricopeptide repeat-containing protein At1g08070, chloroplastic-like. Bases 75 to 2042 code for a protein of 655 amino acids. The transcript is spliced from 2 exons. Lineage: Eukaryota; Viridiplantae; Streptophyta; Magnoliopsida; Proteales; Proteaceae. Gene Ontology annotation, biological process: RNA modification. The record is from RefSeq and is a predicted model, not a curated record. Gene Ontology annotation, molecular function: zinc ion binding; protein binding; RNA binding.
CUCCCUUCUCCCUUUCGUAUGUCCAGUCUGAAAAUAAUCUCAAGUUUUAUGAUUUUCAUUAAACUACUGUACUAAUGCGUCUGAUCUCUUACAUAUUCGAGACGAAGGGUCUCGUUACAGUUCCCAAGCCUUUUAACAUUCCAAUUCCCCAGUUUAUCCAUUCAUUAUCUACCAAUCAAACUUUGUUCUUCGUCCCUAAUCCAAGAAUAAUUUUUCAACUACUGAAGCACUGCUUGACACUGUCACAACUCAAUCAAAUACAUGCCCAAGUCAUCACAAAUGCCUUGUCUCAGAACAAAUCUCUACUUGGAGCCCUCCUUUGCUCUUGUAUCUCCACUAACAAUCUAAGCUAUGCACGAUUCUUGUUUGUUAAUUAUUCUUGUCCUUCCUCAUCAACUUUCCUAUGCAACCUCAUGAUCCAAGCAUACUCCAAGAUACCCAAUUCCCAAGAGUCUUUCAAUGUCUUCCAUCAGAUGCUUGCAAUUGGCAGACCUAUGUUGGAAAUCCCGGACAAAUACACCUUCACCUUUGUGAUCACUGCCUGUUCACGCAAUCCAACUAUGGUAGCUUAUGGUAAAAAUGUUCAUGGGUUAGUUAUAAAAUAUGGGUGCGAAUCUAAUAUUUAUGUUGGCAAUUCAUUAGUUAACAUGUAUACAAUAUUCAGAAAGAUACAAGAUGCCCAUAGAGUCUUCGAUGAAAUGCCUAAGAGAGAUGUGGUUACUUGGACUAGUCUUGUUCGUGGAUAUGCUAACACUGGAAAUUUGGUUACGGCUCAUAAGUUGUUUGAUAAGAUGCCUGAACGGAAUGAUGUUUCUUGGGCUGUUAUUAUUGCUGGAUAUGUUGGAAGUGGUCGGUACAAUGAUGCACUUCGGCAUUUCAAUGAGAUGUUGUCUGAUGAUAAGGUCAAGCCUAAUGAAGCCAUUCUUGUCUGUGUUUUGUCGGCCUGUGCUCAUCUUGGAGCUUUAGACCAAGGAAAGUGGGUUCAUGUUUACAUAGACAAGCAUGGAGUGCCACAGAGUUCCAAUAUUUCAACUGCUCUAAUUGAUAUGUAUGCAAAAUGCGGGAGGAUAGACUCUGCCUAUCUAAUUUUUAGUAGAAUGUCCAAAAGAGAUGUCCUCACGUGGACAAGCUUAAUCUCAGGGCUUUCAAUGCAUGGUCUUGGUAAGGAUUCUCUUCAGGUUUUCUUUCAAAUGUUAGCAGAAGGUAUUAACCCAGAUAACAUCUCGCUUCUUGGCGUUUUGAUUGGAUGUAGCCAUUCUGGUCUAGUAGAGGAUGGUUGCUUUAUCUUUUAUAACAUGGAACGCUUGUGGGGAAUUGUGCCAAAGAUUGAGCAUUAUGGGUGUUUGAUAGACCUCCUUGGUCGUGCAGGAAAGUUGGAAAGGGCAUUUGAAGUUGUCAAGAGGAUGCCUAUAGAGCCUGAUGCUGUGAUCUGGAGGGCAUUGCUAAGUGCUUGUAGAAUCCAUGGUAAUGUUAAUUUUGGGGAGCGAAUCUUAGAUCACAUUGCUCAAUUGGAUUCUAGUAGUCAAGGUGAAGGUUAUGUACUUCUUUCAAAUUUGUAUGCAUCUCUUGGCCAAUGGGACAAGGUCACCGGAUUGAGGAAUGCAAUGAACAUGGGAGGAUAUGAAUUCCGCCCUGGUUGUAGUUGGAUUGAGAUUCAUGGUGUUAUGCAUGAAUUCCUUGCUGCUGACAGGCUGCAUCCCCAAAUUGAGGAGAUACAUGACAAGUUAAAUGAGGUGCUGAAAAUCAUAACCAUUUAUGGAGGCUAUGUUCCUAACACAAAGCAAGUGCUGUUUGAUUUGAUUGAGGAGGAGAAAGAGCAAGCUUUAUCUUGGCACAGUGAGAAGUUGGCUGUGGCUUUUGGACUGCUAAAUACUGAAGCACAGACCCCAAUUCGGAUAGUGAAAAAUCUAAGGAUAUGUGAGGAUUGUCAUUCUUCUAUGAAAGCUAUUUCACUAGUUUUCCAUAAAGAAAUUGUUGUAAGAGAUAGAUCGCGUUUCCACACUUUCAGAGGAGGAAACUGUACGUGUACAGAUUUUUGGUAGAAGAUCAUUUGUGGGCUAAAGGCUUCAGGAGGCAGAAGUUUAGGGUCAUCACCUGAUUCUGUACAAGUGGUGGAAUAUGAAUG